Messenger RNA from Plasmodium fragile, 2937 nucleotides. RefSeq lists its product as uncharacterized. Lineage: Eukaryota; Apicomplexa; Aconoidasida; Haemosporida; Plasmodiidae. The coding region runs from base 1 to 2937 and encodes 978 amino acids. The record is from RefSeq and is a predicted model, not a curated record. The transcript has a single exon. Gene Ontology annotation, molecular function: 5'-3' DNA helicase activity.
AUGAUGGCGAAGCAGGACGAGGUGGCCACGAUGGCGACGCGGGAAAGGGCGGCCACGCGGCGAAAGUCACGCAGACCGCGUGGAAGAAUCCUGGACAAAUUUGAGGAGCUCAUAAAGUUGGAGAAUAUAUACGAAAUGAAGGAAAUAGAAAUGUGCUACGAGCAUCUUAACAAAGAGGAGCUCAUCGAAAAGGGAAUUCUACUAAACGAUCUUACCAUCAAAACAGCCACGAAAUAUAAUGACAAUCAGAAUGCAUACAUUGUGAAGUUGGUUAAAAGAAAAAAAAACACAAAGUCAAAUGACUUAAGUGAUGAGGAAAAUGUAGAAAAUUUUAAUCACAAUAUGUUUAGUAAGGGAAGCAUUGUACAUUUCUCGAAGAAGAGGAAAAGAUACUGCCUGAACAAGGAGCACACCGUUGUACAUAAAAAUGCAGUGAUCAAAGAUGCUGUUAAUAUAUAUGUAUGUACUGUUCAUAAAGUAAAGAAAAAUCAAAUUAGCGUUAUUGUUAGACAUGCAGAAGAGUUAUGUAAGGAGCUAAACAUAAGUAGCACUUACUUGCUGGCCGAUAAGAGCUACUUCGAUGUGUGUCUUGUUAAUAGCGAAAUUUCUAUGCAGCGUCAAUUGCAGGCCAUUAAUUUGAUGAAGGCCAGCUUGGAGACUCCGUCUGAUGUAUUGAAGAUCCUCUUUUUUGGAAAGGCCCCUUCCCAGGAUGCGUUUCUGCGGCAGAUUUUGGGCAUCUUCCGGAGGCGAGCCCAGGGGGGGAAGGAGCUACAAGAUGGGGAGUUGACACCAUCUGGCGAGACAGUAAAAAUGGAAAAAGGCUCCCAUGCGGAUGACCAUGCGAAUGGGGAACCUCCUGUUAGCUACCCCUCAGCGGAGGAUCUAGCCAACGAAGCGAACUACAUCCACCAAUGCGAUAAAGCAGAAUGGGGAAACAAAAACCUCAACGACAGUCAGAAGAAAGCGGUGUACUUUUGCCUUUACUCAAAGGAUAUUUUCUGCGUCCACGGGCCACCAGGGACAGGAAAAACAACGGUGUUGUGCGAACUAAUAUACCAAUUAGUCAAAAGGAACAAAAAAAUUCUCGUAACUGGGCCAAGUAAUGUCUCAGUGGAUAAUAUUUUGGCCAAAUGUGUAAACAUGAAUAUAAAAAAUGUAGUUCGAAUUGGACUAAAGUCAAAAAUAAAAAAAGACUUGUGGAGUUAUAGCUACGAUGAAAAAAUAAAAAGUUGCGAUUCGUAUAAGUUGUGUGAAGACAUUGAUCAAGACAUAGAAAAAAUGAAGACAGAAAUUAACAAAUUGAAAAAUAAAAAAAAACACGAAAAAACCCCAUUCGAUAGAAAAGGAAUUGCAAAUUUGAAAUACGAAAUUAGGAUGUUAAAUAAAAGUCGAAAGAAAAAAAAAAAUAUUUUUUUUGCUGAAAUAAUGAAUAAAAACCAUGUCAUUUUUUCUACCUGUUCAAGUAGCUCAAAUUAUGAAUUAAAUAAAUAUGUGAAAAAUACAAAUUUUUUGUUUGAUGCUGUUUGUAUUGAUGAGUGUUGUCAGUGCACGGAGCCCUUGUGCUACAUGCCUCUAUUAUUGUCAAGCAAAAAUGUGUUCCUGUUCGGGGACCACAAACAGCUAGCCCCCUUGGUGAAACAUAAUAAUAAGGGUAACAAAUUAAACGUUACACUUUUCGAGAGACUUAUUAAAAAAUAUAAAAGGAAAAUUUCCUUCUUUCUUAAAAUACAGUACCGAAUGAAUGACCUCAUUUUGAAAUGGUCCAACAAAGUCUUUUAUGAGGAUCGCCUCGUUUCGCAUGACUCCUGCAAGGCUAUUACUGUCGACGAGCUGCUUAUGCCCAAGACAGGGGAGAGGCAUACUGGGCAAGCGGUGAAGCAAACCAGUGAGCGAAAAAAAGAUGGAAAGGACAAGCAAAAAAAAAUGGGAAAGAAGAAAGAUGGAAGGAAGACGAAGGAGGAGAGAGAGAAAGGGCGGGAAGGAGACGAAGAACAUGAAAACGCUCAGGUAAACGCAAAUUUGAAGGACAUGAUUCAGAGUUACAUUUAUUGCCCAAUCACUUGGAUUGAAACAGACGGGUUCGAUGAAUUUCUCGAUGACACCAAGGAGCUGGACAUGAUACAUCUCGAGAUGAAAGAGAAGAAUGGAGAUAAGGUCGGAGGGAAGAUGCCUAGCAAAACGGCGGCAGGGGGCCUUGGCGAUAGCAACGGGGGAGGAAUAAAACGGCUUGAUAAUGAAGAUCCCCCAGAGGAGGGGUUAAACGACCUUGGUAUAUAUGAGGAGGACCAUUUGGAAGAAGCGGAUCAAAGUGAGGAAAGCGGCGCAGGGGAUGAGGAUGUUAUUGUGGGAAGUGAGUCAUGCUCGGCACGGAGUUCCCAUGUGGAGGAGGAGGCAAUCGCUGCGGAGAAGGCAUUACAGGAAGCCGUCCAAAUCGACAUUGAUGAUAUUGUAAACCUGAACAACAAGUCUAGAAGCAACAGAGGAGAGGCGUACGUCGUUUACAAGCUCAUCGAACGGAUGAUGCAUGCAGACCACAUUAGUGCUAAGCACAUUUGCGUGAUCACUCCAUACUCGAAGCAAAUGAAUUUGCUCAAAAAUAUUCUUUACGAUAAUUUAUACGAUGAAAAAAAAUUCACAUCAGAAUAUAAAGAUAUUGAAAUAGCCACUGUGGAUUCCUUCCAAGGCAGGGAAAAAGAGAUCGUCAUUUUAUCUCUUGUGUGUUCUAAUUAUUUUAAGAACAUUGGAUUCUUGAAGGACUACCGACGGUUAAAUGUUGCUAUUACGCGGGCCAAGAGGCACGUUGUGAUCGUGGGCAAUUCGAGCACCAUAUCAAAUGAUAAGCUGUUGAACGAGCUGUACGAGACAGUCCUGAAUCAUGGCAAGGUGUACAUGGUGAACGAGUUGCUGGACGUGGAGCAGAUGCCCGUGGGGGGGUAG